Molecule: messenger RNA, 3258 nt
Organism: Heteronotia binoei (common prickly gecko)
Lineage: Eukaryota; Metazoa; Chordata; Lepidosauria; Squamata; Gekkonidae
Gene: PA2G4
Product: proliferation-associated 2G4
Exons: 13
Coding region: 236-1420 (394 amino acids)
Source: RefSeq, a predicted model, not a curated record
GGAGUUGUAGUCCGCGGUUGGCUGAGGGACGCUGACUCGCUUCCCCAGCGUGCCGCGCGCAAAGCCCGCGCGCUCGCUCUCCCUCUUCACCAGCCUGUCUCGCAGUAGUCGGUCUUCUCAGUGAGGAGGUGGCGGCAGGGGCAGCGGCGAGGGCGACGACGACGACAGCCCAGGCGUGCGGGCGAAGGGGGAGGGUUUGAGCGAAGGGGCGGCGGCGACGCGGCUCAGUCCGACCAUGUCGGGCGAAGAGGAGGCGGCCGAGCUGACGAUCGCGGAAGACGCGGUGGUGAACAAGUACAAGAUGGGGGGAGAAAUCGCCAACCGAGUCUUGCGUACCGUAGUAGAAGCGGCAAAAUCAGGAGUGUCUGUCCUCAGCUUAUGUGAAAAAGGGGAUGCCAUGAUCAUGGAAGAGACAGGCAAAAUCUUUAAGAAAGAGAAAGAGAUGAAGAAAGGUAUUGCCUUCCCCACAAGUAUAUCGGUAAAUAACUGUGUCUGUCACUUCUCCCCUUUGAAGAGUGACCAGGAUUACAUCCUCAAAGAUGGUGACUUGGUCAAAAUUGACCUGGGAGUCCAUGUUGAUGGCUUCAUAGCAAAUGUAGCACAUAGUUUUGUCAUUGAUGCUUCAAAGGAAACUCCAGUGACAGGUCGCAAAGCUGAUGUCAUCAAAGCAGCUCACCUCUGUGCUGAAGCAGCCCUGCGCUUGGUCAAGCCUGGAAACCAGAACUCACAAGUGACAGAUGCCUGGAACAAGAUAGCUCAUUCAUUUAACUGCACACCAAUUGAAGGGAUGCUGUCACACCAGCUAAAGCAGCAUGUGAUAGAUGGCGAGAAGACCAUCAUCCAGAACCCCACAGACCAGCAAAGGAAGGACCAUGAAAAAGCAGAGUUUGAGGUCCAUGAAGUUUAUGCCAUCGAUGUUCUCAUCAGCACUGGAGAAGGAAAAGCCAAGGAUGCUGGACAGAGAACUACAAUUUACAAAAGGGACCCCUCCAAGCAGUAUGGCUUGAAAAUGAAAACUUCCCGUGCCUUUUUCAGUGAGGUGGAGAGACGAUUUGAUGCUAUGCCAUUCACUCUCAGGGCAUUUGAAGAUGAAAAGAAGGCCAGGAUGGGAGUAGUAGAAUGCGCCAAACAUGAGCUGCUCCAGCCGUUUAAUGUCCUCUAUGAGAAGGAAGGAGAGUUUGUUGCUCAGUUUAAGUUUACGGUGCUUUUAAUGCCCAACGGUCCCAUGAGGUUAACCAGUGGCCCUUUUGAGCUUGAACUCUACAAAUCUGAAUUUGAGGUGCAAGAUGCAGACCUGAAGGCACUCCUACAAAGCUCAGCAAGCCGUAAGGCCCAGAAAAAGAAGAAAAAAAAGGCCUCUAAGAAUGCUGAGAACGCCACAACAGGAGAAACAGCAGAUGAGAAUGAAACCGGCGACUGACUCUUGACUUCCUUUGCCUAGCACCUGAUUCUUUCUCUCAUAUGCCCUUACCCAAAACAAGAGAAACAAAUAUCCCUUAAUGGCUGUUUGUCUUAUAGGACCAAAUGACAAACAGCCUGGACUUCCCACAGAAUGCAACCAGCAGUGACUGACUUUGCUCUGAGGAAGGAGUCCCUUGGCCACUUCAGAAUACGUUUAAAAGUAUGAAAUAAUAAAAUCAGGAGGGGAAACGUAGUUAUAUCCAAUCUUCCUAAAAUUUGAUACUACUCGUGCUCAUUGCAGGUGAACAAAUGCAGUUUUGAGCAAGAGAGUGAGCUUUCCUCUAGCUCUUUCUCCUCCCCUUUCCAUUUCUUUUCUCUUUUUUUUACAGGUACUUUGAUUAAUCUGAAAAAUCUUUACAUACCUUCCCCCUCAAGUGCUAAAACUGGUAAAAAUCCAUCUUGGGUUUAGAAUUGUAUUACUGGCAGUUAGUAUAAUUUGCACGCCUCCUUUCUAUUUGGAACAUCAGUCAUUUCUUCCCAUCUUAAAUCUUUGCAAAUUCAUCUCUCUCCCCCCCACACACACACAUACUUGUUUUUAAUCCUUGUGUUUUUAACACUGGCACAAAAUUGCUAUGAGUUCAUUUUUCUGUUAGCAUCACUUUGUGUCUACAGACAUUUUCAUUUUUUAAUUCAUUUGUGUGGCUUUCUAGCUUUUGAUUAUCAUUCUAGUGUGAAUGAUGAAUUGCUUUCCUUGGAAAACCCUUUCCCAAAUCCAGAGGCAAUAAAACUGAUACCUACAGGAGCCUGCCAGCUCUUGGUUGAGGCUUCCUGAAACUCACAAGGGAGCUGAUCCUUUGCUUUGACCUGUCCUGCAUGCACUUGCUUUCCAAGUAUUGAAACCUGUUGCUGUUCUAAUUUUAUGUAUAGCAGGAUUUUUUAGAGGAAUUCCCUCUAUACAGCUUUUCUAAAUGAAUGAAUGAAUGAAAUGCUACAGAAGUGGUUGGACCUGGAAUAGACUCCAUUGUGGGAAUCUCUUUUCUAUAAUAUGUCUUUUUAAAUUGUCCAGAUGAAUUGUAUAUGAUUGUGUGAGUUUUUUUCUAUCUUAUUCCAAAUCAGGUCCUGUAUAGGCACUUAUUGUAGCUGAGUGGAAAGAUGUAUUCCUGUAAAACUGCCUCAUAUGGAGGCGGAGCACUAUUGUGCUCUGGCAGGCAAAAUCCUUCUUGACCAAUAUAUCUGGAGUUUAAUAUUUAAAAAAAAUACACAAACACCUUAUAGUUACUACCAAAGUUUAAAUCCACUAAAAGAAAUUAAAAUAUGUUUUUUUCUGAACUACUUUUCCAUCACUCUUUGUAAACUUUCUAUUUUAAUUUCUAAUCUCUGUUGUUCUUUUGUAAGGGUUGCUUUCAGUGCUGAGUCUGGGAGGUAAAAUGGGGAGUGUGUUGGGUAGGCUGAAUCACUUGAAAAUGGCAAACUUGGAGGAUCAUGCACAAGACCUGCAAUUAACUGCCAGUUUAGUUUUAAACAACUCCCAGUUGUUAACCUUGAACUUAAGGGAGAAAGGGGGAGGGUGGGGGGGGAAGAGAUAAGGAUACGUUCCUAACAAGGAACAUUUUAGCAUUUAUAAGUAAUACAUUUUCUUAUUGCCCUUCCAUAAAGGAAAGGCUGAGUUCAGCCACCGUGACCAGUUUAUAAACCACUAAGACUUGUGGGCGGUUUAUUUAAUUUUCUAUCUUUAUUUGGAAUUUUAAGGCAAUUGUAUCUCUUGGUUUAAAAAAAAUGGCAGUUGGAAAUUUUGGAACAAAAUUCCCACAAACUGUUCUGUAAUUGAUUUCUUCCAAAUAAAAUUGAUUAGUGACA